This is a messenger RNA of Octodon degus (degu), 878 nucleotides long. It is a transcript of the gene Tmbim4, whose product is annotated as transmembrane BAX inhibitor motif containing 4. The transcript is spliced from 7 exons. Bases 102 to 866 code for a protein of 254 amino acids. Gene Ontology annotation, biological process: negative regulation of apoptotic process. NCBI's taxonomy places the organism in Eukaryota, Metazoa, Chordata, Mammalia, Rodentia, Octodontidae. Gene Ontology annotation, cellular component: membrane. The record is from RefSeq and is a predicted model, not a curated record.
UCUGGAGCGCCUCAUCCCGGAUGCGGAAAGCAGCUUGAAGUCCGUUGCUGCCGCUGCGGUCCGGCAUCUCGGCCCGGCUUGGCGCGGGCUCUGUAGCCGCGAUGGCCGAGCCUGACCCCCGCUAUCCUCGCUCUUCGAUCGAGGAUGACUUCAACUACGGCAGCUGCGUGGCCUCGGCCAGCACGCACAUCCGGAUGGCCUUUCUCAGAAAAGUCUACAGUAUCCUGUCUCUGCAGGUUCUGUUAACUGCAGUAACCUCUACAGUGUUCCUGUACUUUGAGUCUGUACGAACAUUUGUGCAGGAAAGUCCUGCCUUAAUUUUGGUGUCGGCCCUCGGAGCUUUGGGUCUGAUUUUUGCGCUCAUUUUAUACAGACAUAAACAUCCACUUAACCUGUACCUGCUUUUUAGCUUUACACUUCUGGAAGCUCUGACUGUGGCAGUUACAGUUACCUUCUAUGAUAUGUAUGUUAUUCUGCAAGCUUUUAUACUGACUGCUGCUGUAUUUCUUGGUUUGACUGAAAAGAAAAUAUUGAGUGGGUCUACCUCAUUUGUUGUUGCUAUUCUUUUUGGUAAAACAGAGUAUCCUACCUUACUAAAUUUUUGUUUUUAUAGGCUGUUUGCCGCUCUGUGUAUUUUAUGCCUGGCAGGAUUCUUGAAGGUGUUUUUUCACAGUGAGACAAUGGAGCUGGUCUUAGCUGCGGGAGGAGCCCUUCUUUUCUGUGGAUUUAUCAUUUUAGACACUCACUCACUAAUGCAUAAAUUAUCUCCCGAAGAGUAUGUAUUAGCUGCUAUCAGCCUCUACUUGGAUAUUAUCAAUCUAUUCUUACACCUGUUACGAUUUUUGGAAGCAGUUAAUAAAAAGUAAUUGAAAGCAGUA